AUGGCAAACGCUAAAGCUGCAGUGAGCCAAAGCGCCGUUGCUGUAGGCCUUGAGGACCUGAAGAACAGCAAUGUUGAAUUCUCCGUGCUCGAGGAAGCGUUUGGACCCUCCAGCUUGGGCAUUAUAGUUGUGAAGGAUCUCCCGUCAAAGUUCCAUGAACUGCGGCACAGACUACUGUCCUACGCCUCGGCCCUUGGAAACCUACCAAAAGAUGAGCUGGCAAAGCUUGAAUCACCCGCUUCCAAGUGGCUAGUAGGCUGGUCGUGUGGAAAGGAGACGCUCAAGGAUGGCAGGUACGAUACUUUGAAAGGGUCGUACUAUGUCAACUGCGCUACUGCCUUUGAGGAGCAGCAAAAGGCAGUUGCCGAGAAGUACCCGUCCUUCCCAGAGUACACGGCACCGAACGUGUGGCCGUCCGAGCAACUCCUGCCGGGUUUCGAGGCAACGUUUCGCGAACUCUGCACUCUCAUCAUCGACAUAGCCGCAUUAGUGGCGCGAGCAUGUGACAAGUACGCCGAAGCCAAUAUCGAAGGCUAUCAAAAAGGUUACCUGGAGCAUGUGGUCAAGACGAGCAUCUCGACCAAGGCAAGACUACUGCACUACUUCCCCAGUCCCGCGUCGGCACCCCAACCUUGCAGCGGCGACGAAGAUGACUGGUGUGCCACGCACCUCGAUCACGGCUGUCUGACAGGACUCACGUCGGCCAUGUUUGUUGAUGAAGCUGUCAGCCCACCGCAAACAGGUGCAUCGUUUUCACCACUCCAAGAACUUGGCAGUUCGCCGGACCCCAAGGCAGGUCUAUAUAUACACUCGCGGACCGGAGCUAUCACCAAAGUCAGCAUCCCUCGCGACAGCCUCGCCUUCCAAACGGGCGAAGCACUUGAGAUUAUCACCAAAGGCAAGUUCAAAGCCGUGCCCCACUUUGUGAGGGGUGCCGCGGCUGGAGCUGGCGGGAGCAAGGUGGCCAGGAACACAUUGGCAGUGUUUACGCAGCCUAAUUUGUGGGAAAAGGUAGACGAGAAGCGGGACUUUGCAGCGUUUGCCAAGGAGAUAGUUGAAAAGAACCAUUAA
Pyrenophora tritici-repentis Pt-1C-BFP is the source of this 1071-nucleotide messenger RNA. RefSeq lists its product as uncharacterized. NCBI's taxonomy places the organism in Eukaryota, Fungi, Ascomycota, Dothideomycetes, Pleosporales, Pleosporaceae. The record is from RefSeq and is a predicted model, not a curated record.